Emiliania huxleyi CCMP1516 is the source of this 300-nucleotide messenger RNA. RefSeq lists its product as hypothetical. The record is from RefSeq and is a predicted model, not a curated record. NCBI's taxonomy places the organism in Eukaryota, Haptophyta, Isochrysidales, Noelaerhabdaceae. Bases 1 to 300 code for a protein of 99 amino acids. The transcript is spliced from 3 exons.
AUGACAGCUCUCCCCAGUGUUGGAAAGGCCGGCGACCCCAGAAGGGCUAUGGCAAACACGGACGGACGCGGCGUGUCGGCCGUCCACGCCGAUCCCGCGAUGCUCGAGAGCCUGAUCAUCCACCGGAACCGCGCGCUGCAGCACGGCCGCAUGCCGCCCGUCCUGCGGGACGCGCGUGCGUGCGGCGGCUGCUUCGAGAGAGCGCACUGCGCCCUCGCCCACGCGGCGCUCGAGGGCGGCGACGCGGCCAGCUUCGGCGUCGAGGCCCUCUUCCUCGAGGCUGCGGGCAACUGCGCCUAG